AUGUUACAGAGACCGGACGACGGUUCGCCGGAUUUAAAGGCAUGGAUACAGUGCAAUGCAGUGGUUAUUUCAUGGCUCAGGAAUGCGCUUGCGAAAGAGCUUCAAGGAAGCGCUGCCCAUGUCGACAUUGCGACAGAGUUGUGGGCAGAUUUGGACGAAAGAUUCACUCAAGGAGUGGCACCCAGAGUCUACGAGUUGAAACGAGCCAUCGCUCUCUUACAGCAAGAGAAAUCCUCGAUUUCAUCCUAUUACGGUAAAUUAAGAGCCAUUUGGGGUGAGUUGCAGGGUCUCAAUUCAGUACCAGUGUGCAGAUGCAGAUAUAAAUGCGGUGCGGCAAAGAAGAUGUAG
Morus notabilis is the source of this 348-nucleotide messenger RNA. RefSeq lists its product as uncharacterized. Bases 1 to 348 code for a protein of 115 amino acids. The record is from RefSeq and is a predicted model, not a curated record. NCBI's taxonomy places the organism in Eukaryota, Viridiplantae, Streptophyta, Magnoliopsida, Rosales, Moraceae. The transcript has a single exon.